GUAUAGUCCUUGCUGCUGGCACAGUGGCAGCCCUGCCAGACUAACUGAGCUGUACACUUUUGUGGAGCUCUAAAGGGAGACGUUAGCGGGUACUGCUAGUGUUUACUUUCACAGGACAAGAUGAGGUGAGGGUAUGCGUGUGGCCUCCUCUUGUAUUUAUGCCAUACAUACUUGGCGAAUUAAGUUAUCAAAAGUCGGGACCGAAGUUAACAAUUGGGGAUAAGCAUAUUGACAGUGCUUGUAGUUAUGGUACUAAAAAAUCAGAAACAAGCUUCAGAGGAAGUUGUGAAGUACACCGGCGAUGAACUGAAUGAUAUGAAACAUGGGCAUGGACUCCAGGAAUGGCCUGAUGGAACUAGAUAUGAGGGCCAGUUUAAAAAUGACCUGAAACAUGGCACUGGAACAUUUAUUUGGGCCAAUGGGGAGGUUUACAUUGGUGAGUUUUACAAGGAUCACCGUCAUGGCAAAGGAACUUAUAAGUGGCCAGAUGGUUCUGUUUUUACAGGAUCUUUUUACCUGAGUCAGAAAGAGGGUUAUGGUGCCCUGGAAAAUGAGGAUGGAACAAAGUAUGAGGGGCUAUACAAGGCUGAUGAGCGGUUUGGUCCUGGAGUCUUCACCUAUACUAACAGCUGUCAAGAUGUAGGGCUGUGGCACCGUAAUUAUCUAAUCCAGCUGUGUACAAAACUCCCAGAAUCCUUUUCACUUCAGAACUACCCAGAGUAUGAGCACUGCUUGAAUGACCAUGCAAAAAAGAUCAACGUGAAAGUUAAAGCAAAUGGUUUCUGGAACUUUGACAAGACACAUGACCCUUUUUUCUACAGAUACAAAGAACUUCUAAAGGAAGAUUAUUUCACUUUACCUGAAAAUAUUGAAACAUACUCUAAUGACACUGAACAUCUCCCACUCACUUUAUCAUUCAAAGAGGAGUGUGACCAGCAAUUUUUUCAGAGUACCGAUUCAUCUAAUGAGGGAGACGAGGAAUUCCUUGUGAGCAAGAACAACACUCCACUACUCGUAGAUAUGCAGCUACAGGUGUACAAACACAGAAAUAGUCAAGCUGAACUCUCCUGGGAAGUUGACUCAGUCCUGAAAUUAAAACGAGAAGCCUUUCUGGCCAAAGGGCUCCGUGAGCAAAUUUCUGAGCAGCUGAUUGAAGAAGCUGCACAAGGGAACUAUAAGAUCAUCAAUGAAAUCCUACGAAAUGGCCUCAUUCAUGUGGAUGUUGCCGAUUCAUCUGGUUAUGGUGCACUCCAUGCAGCGGCUGUUAAUUGCCACAAUGACAUCAUCAACCUUCUCCUUGACAAUGGUGCAGAUGUUAACAGAUUAACAGAUGAAGGUGUUUCGGCUCUGACUGCAUGCCUUGUCCUUUAUUAUUCACCAGAAUCAUUUCACCAUAACAUUGCUGAAAGAAGCAUAGCCAUUUCUCAGGUAAAAGUACAGAAGCAUUCUACCCAAGGUAAAGAAACAGUGCUAACUCUAGCAUCCUCUCAGAAUGAAUCAGUUCUGACAAAUUUACCAGAGCAGAAUCAAGUUAAAAGCUCUGCUGAAGUAGGCACUGAUGUGGAGUCAUACAAUAAACUGAAAUCAUCAUCUAGGCAGAUUUUGACAAAUGCUGCAUCUCAAGGUGGUAAUUCUUCUCUGAAGGAAAAUGAAAAGACGUGUUCACUUACAGAGCAGAUAGAGUCAGAUUCUGGCCUAAGAACAAAGAUAGAAAAUGAAGAACAUGAUAGUGCUGCAACCUUGUCUAGUGGUACAGGACAGCUCGACUCAAACCAAAGUGUGAGAAACAUUGGCAUUACUAUGUCCCAAAGUAUUAUGCAGCAGAGUGCAAAGUUUUUUAGUCACCUUAUUCAAAUACCCACCAGGUCCUCAGCUGUGAGGAGACAGCUAAUGGAAGACCAGGGAACUGUUCGGAAAAUGGCAUUCCAAAGUUCAGAGCAUAGAAGACUGAGAUCUACAAUCAAGUUGCUGCUUUCUCGAGGAGCAGAUCCAAAUAGCUCAUCUGUUCCAAUGCAUGCUCUAUUUUUUGCAAUUAAAGCUGCUGACACUGAUGCAGUAAGGAUGUUACUUCAGAAGGGAGCUCGGACAGAUAUACAACUUUCUUCAAGGUUGGGAGGACUAACACCUCUUCACAUUGCUGUAGCCCUGCCUGGAGAGGAAGGAGUUAAGAUCACAGAAUUGUUACUGCAUGCCUGUGCUGACCCUGAUGUCAGAGCUGAAGAUGUAGAUGAUACUUAUGCACCUGAUCGUGGUCAUAAUUCACUUUCAGCUGCGGGAUUCAGCUUUACAAGUGCAAACAUCUCAUUUCCACCCUCAUUCUAUGAUGAUCCUCCAAAAAAUGUGCCAGAAGAAGGUGGAAGAACCCCCCUUCAUAUUGCUUGUGAGAGAGACAAUGAUUAUAUGAAUGCAAGAGACAUAAUUCGCCUUUUGUUAGCACAUAACGCAAAUCCCAAUGUACUCUGGAGUGGACACUCACCUCUGUCAUUAGCAAUAGCCAGUGGAAAUGACCUGGCCAUAGAUGAACUUCUGAAGAGCAAAGCUGACCCAAAUCUGCAACUAACCAAGGGAGUGGGAAGUUCAUUGUGUUGUGCUGUUAACACUGCUUAUGAACUCAGAAGAACCUUGCAAGCCCGGAUUGCACUGGUUGAUAAGCUGAUCAAAGCUGGUGGGAAUAUCUUGAUGCCAAUCACACUAGGGCAUGGAAAGAGAAGUGUGUUGGGAACAGCAGUUGACUAUGGCUACUAUAAAUUCUUUCAGGAUCAAAGAAUAGCCCACACACCAUAUCAUGCCCUGUCACUAGGUGAAAGAGACAUUUAUAAUGCACGGAAACAGUUACUUGAUCGUAUGGGAACACUCCUUCGAGAGGCAGUAGUUCUAAAAGAAAAACAACGUUUGCUUGAUGAAGUGCAACAUGGAAUCAGAAGUAAAAGUCCUAGUGAACGAUUCCUUUAUACUGGCGCUGGAGCUGUGCCCUCAGUAGAUGACAUAGUGGAAGCAAAGAAGUCAAAAGGGAAAACCCGAUCCAGAUCUAAAUCUCCUAAAACAGAACCUGGUGUACUGUACAGGAAACCAUUGUUUAAGUACUGUUACCAAUGUGGGCGUUCAGUAGGUGUGAAGCUUGCUGUUUGUACCCGUUGCCAGGAGGUUUUCUACUGUAACAAGUACUGUAAGGUGAAAGCAUGGAAUGAAUGGCACAAAGAUGAGUGCAUUAGACUGAUAGGAAAAGAUAAUUAUGGAGCAAAAGGAAGAAGAACUGCUAGCCCAGAUGAAAAGAAGAAUGCAGACAAGGACAAGGAAAAGAAAGACCAUAUUGUUGAAAACUACAGCUUCAAUUAAAUUGGGCUAUGCACAGUGUGACAGUGCUGCAAAACAUUUCAGAGUUGUGCCAUACUGACCAAAGCUCAUCACAUCUUAAAGCAAAAAAACCUGUGUGCACGUGUGUUAUUCAGAAAUAAUUCUACUGAGUCUGUUGAUUUCUUCAUUCAAACAUUACAUGAUUUUGUUUUGCUUUUUCUGUACCUUUUGAUUUUUUUAUGAAGAUGAACAACUUCAACUUAGUAUAGUAUUAAAUGAGGAACACUAUUUCUACAAUAUUAAAGCACUGACAUAAUUCACCACAUCUUCAAAAAGCAGGUGCCAAAAAUUAAGCCAUGCCCUUGAGAUUAAUUCACGUAGUUGUUAAAAUACAUAUGAUACUUUAUUGCUGGUUAUUAUAAUCAGGUUCAUCUUUUCAAUCAGUUUUCUAGUGACACUACAUUUAUGUUAGUUUUAAAUAGUUAUGUAAUCUAAUAAAUGUUUGCAGUCACACUAUAACAAUAAAAUGAGGAACAAGCUUAUAAAUUUAGUUUUGAGCUUCAUAAUUCACAGUGAUGCAAAUAUAUUUACCCAGCAGUUGUCAGCUGGUCUGUUUCAGAAGUAACAGCUAAUUGAAGGUGAAUCUUUUAGACAUUUUUGAAUACUAAAGAUACAAAAAAGAUUCAUUUGUCAACAGAGAUAGGUAUUUCUACCAGGCAUUUGCAAGCCAUUCCAAAGGUGUUUAUAUGCAUCAACAGUAUUGCAUGGCUGCUUAAAAGCCUACAGUUUGAAUGAAUGACAUUGAGGCACAAAGGAUAAUAUCUGGCUGUGAAAUCCUAGAAGGUCUCCUCUAACACCUGUGAUAUGAGAUUUGCAAACCUUUUUCUGCAGAGAUAGAACUGUGGUAAUUUUUAAAUAGAGAUAGCCUUUAUUUCUAAGGAACCCCCGACAAUAUAAAUUUAGAUUCAUUAACAGUAGAAAAACAAAACUUACUUGUUCUGCAACAACAUAGGUUUAUUUAGCAGUAUGGUCCUCACUGAGAGAGAGUCUAGGGAGUUGAAUCAGCAGCUGCUGCAUCCCUUUGGGAAAUUCCACAGUUAGGCCAUGACUGAGAUGUUGGGGCUGAGUGCUGAAAUAAGUACUCUCACACUAAACCUGAGCCGGCACUUGUCCAUGGUGGUGAACAAAGGGUUGGGCCAGCCACUUGCUGUGAUGGGACUGUGGACUAGUGCUUCAUUAGUCUGUUAUUUGUGGACAGCUGAUCUACAGGCUCUUGUUGAGUGGCAGUAUGUUGCUCAUCCAUCACUCCCUGUUUUCUUCCAAGUUGCACAUUUUCUAUAAACAAGGAGGAGGUUAAGUAGCAAUGUAAAGGUGUGUGAGGCACCACUUUCCCAUAUCAGAGGGUGAGUGGGAUGUGGGUGGAGCUCUCAUACAAAAUAUGUAUAUUGUUUUUCCUUGUUUGGGAUAUUCUUGUCAGUAAUUAUAUGCCAGUCCAGCUGUUCAUCGGUAAAACCAAAUGUAACCCAUUGGCCUACUUGUCUUAGCUUUCCUUAUGAAUUGACUGUGCUCACAUCACAGUACUGCAGCACCCUUUCAGCAUCCUCAGACUGCAUUGAAUUUUGCACAGUAAAUAUAGCUCACCUAUGUGUUUUUUCCUGUUUACUAUUACAAGGUCAAAUCUUGGAAACUUAACUAGCGCAAUGUCUGGAACAGACUGCCAAAACACAGAAUGCUGUAAAUACACAAUAGCAACCAAUACCUUGAAUAUGAAAACACCAUACCAUUCUGGACCCAGGAACAAGUGCCAACAUAGGUAUGGAAGGGCGACCAAUGUCAAACACUCAGUAUUGCUGGUCUUUGGCAUUCUGAACAUUAGUGUUAUAAGUUCAAACUUGUUCUAUUCAAAUUUCUAAAUCUUGAUCUUGUAACUGUAAAAUAUUUUCCCACCUGUCCUACUACACCAGGCAGUUAACAUUAUGCUACCUUGUGCUACAGUUUAACACACACAGGCUAUACUUCAGCUAAGUACUGCAAUAUAGUUUUAUUGUCAUAGCUACUGUGACAAGAGGCUUGUUACCGAAAGAUAUAAUUAACCAGCAAUAUGAAAUAGUGGUGAUAGUCCGUACUGUGCUGGGCAGUACAUUAAAAGUUCUGGAAAUCCCCAGACACAGACUUACACAUCCAUUCUGUAAAACAGUUUAACUGAUACUGACAUUCUGUAGUGAAGUGGCAUUUUUUAUUACAAAACUCCAAGCACUCCUCCAGUUCCCAGCUAUUUCAUACUCAAGUGGUGCCAUUUUCACUUUCAAACAUCUUACCUGACAUCCAUUAAUAUUAACUAAGGUUCAUUUGAUAUGCAAGUAGUAGUUUCUUCCGAGGCCAAGAAUUAUAGUCUUCUAGUAUGUUUAGAAGUGACGCUGAAAGGUUAUUUGGAAAAGGUCUUUGAUGAACUGACAUCAUAUUCAGAACUUGUUCCUGCUUUCCACACAAUAAUUACCAGAACAGAGUUCAGCUCCCUGUACUUUUGAAGGGGAUUAAGUUGGUAUUGAAAAUGGAUGAGUGUAUGCAUGCAUGCAUACAAACAUGUAUGAUGGAUGAAUGGCUUAAUGGAUGGAUGAAUACAUGCAUGAUAGAUGACUGAAUUUAUGGCUGGUUGCAUACAUGCAUGCGGGAUGGAUGGAUGGAUGGAUGGAUAGAUAAAUGGAUGGGUAAUACUAUACUCUUUACCAUGACAGUCAGAAAUGUAAACAAUGAUAAAUAAUAAACUAAACAAUAUAUGCACAAUAUUUUUAACCUGCCAUAACUUGUGUUAGUCACAUUGCAGACUGCUGAAAUAUUUUUACUGAAUAACUGCUCCAUGAUUACAGUCUUGAAGUGUGCACUCUUUUCAUUCUAAUUUCCUUUGUUUUAAAUAUGUCAUAAAUUAUAUGAAGAAGUGCAGUGCAUGUCCUUUUAUGUACAUUAAUUAUGCCUUAAGUGUUUGAAAGAAUUCUGGAGAUGCAGACCAUGUGAUUUAUAAAAUAAAGGUGGCAAAGCAUGAA
Molecule: messenger RNA, 6335 nt
Organism: Protopterus annectens (West African lungfish)
Lineage: Eukaryota; Metazoa; Chordata; Ceratodontiformes; Protopteridae
Gene: ANKMY1
Product: ankyrin repeat and MYND domain containing 1
Exons: 17
Coding region: 247-3336 (1029 amino acids)
Molecular function (GO): protein binding
Source: RefSeq, a predicted model, not a curated record